Molecule: messenger RNA, 4565 nt
Organism: Apis laboriosa (Himalayan honeybee)
Lineage: Eukaryota; Metazoa; Arthropoda; Insecta; Hymenoptera; Apidae
Exons: 7
Coding region: 499-4557 (1352 amino acids)
Biological process (GO): ionotropic glutamate receptor signaling pathway; modulation of chemical synaptic transmission; monoatomic ion transport
Cellular component (GO): plasma membrane; postsynaptic membrane
Molecular function (GO): transmitter-gated monoatomic ion channel activity involved in regulation of postsynaptic membrane potential; NMDA glutamate receptor activity
Source: RefSeq, a predicted model, not a curated record
GAUUCGCUUUGGGAAAAGGUAAACUAUCUUCACUAUUGCUAAACAUUAAAACUUGGUAAGUUUAAUCAUUAAAUUUAUUCAACUUUGUGCUUUGUUCUAUCAUGUGUAAAAAAUUCGAUUAUGUUUUAAAUAAAGUAAAAUUUAUAAACGGAAAAGUGCAAGUGUGUGAAAAACAUUUUCGGGUAAAACGUUACACGAGAUAAAAAAAAUAUUUUUUAUGAGAGCAGAUACCUUUAUUUUUCAUUAGUAAAAUUUAAUCAUGAAAAAUAUUGUUCAUACGAUAAAAACGCAAAAUAUUUUAAUUGUUAUUGUCAACAAUGUGUUUUAAUUUGUAACGUGUCUAUGAACCAUAAAUGAUGUAUAUAAUUAAAAUAUGAAAAUAACAAAUUAUUUUAUUCUAAUUUUAACAAUUACAGAUUGGAACCUUACAUGAAUAAUGUAAACCAAACGAGCUAAGUAAAGAAUAACGCAGAGGAGAAACAUAUAUAAGCAAAGAAGAUGUUCGGCCUCCUUCGAAGAAUUUUAUUCCUUUUUUUGUUGGGAACUUCUUUUUGUUUCUGCUCCACAGAUCCUGCCAGAUCUGUGAGAGCAAUUAAAGGACGAUUUCGAACAUCUUAUGCUGCAUGGCGUAUAGUGUUUUCUUUGACACAACCACAAGGUUCGCUAAAAACGGAUGUACAAAAAGCAUGGGAAAAAGCAAGACUGGAAUCAUCUCAUGCAGACAUGAAUGUAUCUUUCAUAGAAGCUCCACCUAAGACAGAUUCGCUAUCCUAUCCUCUGUCAUUAUUAAACAAAUUUUGCAAUGAAAUUAAAGGUGGAAGAACUGCAUUAAGUAUCAUUAUUGGAGGAGGCUCUGCAGCUAAAUUUCUUGUGACUGCUGCAGCUUCAUUAAAUAUUCCAGCAUUGUGGUUACCGUUCACUCAUGAAGAUUUUCUUAGACAGGGCAAUCUUGGUCAAUUCGAAAGUCGUAUAGGGUCUAGUACAAAGGAAGUGGGAGCAGCUGCUGCUGCUUUAAUGCACAGAGCAAACUGGCAUGCAUUCACUCUUCUUAUAGAUACUACUUUGCUUCCAAUCAAUGAUUUAUUGCAUGCAAACCAAACAACUUUAACACCUAGAACCAUUAUACAUCUUCCGACAAAUGAUAAAACUUUGAGAAUUAGACUGAGAAGAGUUGCCGAGGAAGGAGGUAGUGGAGGAGUCAUAGUAAUGGGUUCUGACUUGAACAGUGCACGAAGAAUAUUAGCUGUGGCUGGCAAAUAUGAAAUGCUUGCAGGAAGAUUUUUAUGGCUUUGGCUAGACUUGAAAGCAGAACUAAGACCUAACGAACCAAAUGUUAUCAGCUCUCAUAUUAUACAUAGCUCAAGAUCAUCGAUAGCAACGAAUGAAAAUCCUUCAGCCCUAGAGAGUAUAAAUCGAAACAUGAAUCUCGUAGCAGAAAAUCAGUUAUCUUUAAAUUCCUUGCCCAAUUUAUCGAAUGAUAUACAUCGAUUACAAGAAUAUAGAUGGCAGAACGAAAUGUCUGUGAAUAAACAAGAAGAUAAAAGCUUUAAUUUUGAUGAUGAUGAAGAUAUUAGAAUAAAGGACAAGGAAUUGAAUUCCAAAGAUUUUAUGCCAGUUGGUAUGCUAGUAUUAAGACCAUCUGGCAUAAAAUUAAUGGGUAGUGAUACUAUAUUAUCCAGAAUGAUCAGGGAAACCUCUCAGGCAUUGGACGAAACAUUUAUAGAAGUAAAACCUAGAUUGAAUCGUUUAAAUGAAGCUCAAAUGGAAGAGAACUUUAUACCAGAAUGCUUCUCAAAAAAUAAUGCUAAAUUUUUGACAAGUAAAAUGAGGCACACUGUUUCAAAGACUUUAACUCAGAAGUUGAGGAAUUCUGUAAGUCAACUUUCCAAGGACAAAGCUAAAUUUCAUUUGCUGAACUUACAAGCCAUAAGAUUUCCAGGAAACAAGACUCAAUUGAGAUGGACCAAAGUUGGUACAGUAAAAGGAGGAAAAGAAGUUCAUUUGGAUACCAUAAUUUGGCCAGGGGGUGGUAUCGUGCCCGCAUAUCUAGAACAAGGAGGCGAAAAAAUUGGGAUGCCAAUGUAUCGCAUAGUAACAGCACUGGCACCACCAUUUACAAUGGUUACAAAUCUACAAGAAGGUCUCUGCUUGAGAGGAGUUUUUUGUCGUCAAGAAAAUAUUCUGAUGUGUUGUUAUGGUUUAAGCAUGGACUUGAUGUCCUUGGUGUCUCGUGAAUUAGGAUUUCGAUACGACUUAUAUUUGGUGAAAGAUGGUCUGUUUGGAAAGAGAAAUGGCAGCACGUGGAAUGGGAUUAUGGGAGAAUUAGUUUCUAGUCGAGCUCAACUAGCCUUUGCACCGCUCAGUGUGUCUGCUCGUAGAGCGGAAGUAGUUGAUUUUACCACGCCAUAUUUCUUCAGUGGAGUCAGCUUUCUCACUGCGCCAAAGCUCAAAUCAGAAAUAUCGCUAUUUGCUUUUCUAUUUCCAUUCAGUCCAGAGCUGUGGAUCGCUGUUUUUACAUCGUUGAAUUUCACUGCCACAGCAGUGGCACUUUACGAGUGGUUCAGCCCGUUCGGUCUGAACCCAUGGGGUAGACAACGAAGCAAGAACUUUUCGAUAGCCUCUGCCUUGUGGGUGAUGUGGGGUCUCCUUUGUGGACAUUUAGUUGCCUUCAAAGCACCGAAAUCCUGGCCUAAUAAAUUUUUGAUCAAUAUUUGGGGUGGUUUCUCGGUUAUCUUCGUAGCCUCUUAUACAGCCAACAUAGCUGCCCUUAUCGCGGGCCUUUUUUUCCAUCCUGCAGUAAGCAAUUAUCACGAUAAAAGUUUGUUAUUACAGAAGGUUGGUGCACCAAGAGCGUCCGCAGCCGAAUACUAUGUACAGAAAGCAAACGCACAAUUAUGGUCCCACAUGGCUAGAUAUUCUUUAUCAAAUGUUGCUGAGGGUGUAGAGAGAUUAAGAAAUGGUAGUUUAGAUAUACUUAUAGCAGACACUCCUAUUUUAGAUUACUAUCGAGCGAUAGAUGAUGGCUGUCGAUUGCAAAAAAUUGGAGAUACUAUAAAUGAAGAUACUUAUGCUGUUGCCCUUACCAAAGGUCAUCCUUUGAAAGAAAGUAUAUCCAGAGUUAUAGCUAAUUAUACAAGUACCGGGUUACUGGAUAUUCUGCAAGAAAAAUGGUAUGGUGGUUUACCCUGCAUUCGAGGAAGAGAAGGAAUGGAUACCGGUUUUGAACAUGAGCAAGGAGGACAACCCAGACCAUUAGGUGUUGCUUCUGUAGCUGGCGUAUUCUGUCUUCUAGGAAUGGGUGUUGUUCUCGGUACAAUUAUUUUAGCUGGGGAACACUUAUUUUACAAAUAUACAUUGCCCAGAUUGAGACACAGACCGGAGGAUUCUAUAUGGCGCAGCCGUAAUGUGAUGUUCUUCUCACAGAAAUUAUACAGAUUCAUCAAUUGCGUAGAGCUGGUGUCGCCACACCAUGCUGCCAGAGAACUGGUUCACACGGUACGACAAGGACAAAUUGCCUCCCUUUUUCAAAAAAGUGUCAAACGAAAGGAACACGAACAACGUCGAAGACGCAAAAGUAAAGCUCAGUUUUUUGAGAUGAUCCAAGAAAUUCGAAGAGUUCAACAAGAGGAAAAAAUAGAAACUGUAUCAGAAGAGCAGGAAAAGAUAUCCACUAUCAAGAAAGAAGAGAAACUUAUAAAGGGAAGAGAAAGAAGCAAAAGCAAGAGUCCUUUAAUGCCUCGAAGUCCAAAGAGGUCAGAGAAGAGUAGAAGUUCGACCAAUUUAUCAAGCUCUAGAUUAGGAUUAUCUCCUAUCAGUUUGGAGGCUCCUAUGAAGCCCAGAGAGUUUACUCUAAGUAGCACCAAUUUAAGAGCGAGAAGUCCUCUUGAAACGGUGGGUCGUCGUUUGAGUCAUGGAGAUGGUGGAUCACCACCUCCACGUUUAGGUUCUCAUUUCGGAGGUAGUGCAACAUUAAGACCUUUAGCUCCAACAAAAAGCGAUUCCACCGGUAGUACGACACCAACGAUCAAAGGUGAAUCGACUGGAGGAGGUGCACCUACACCUAGAUAUGCCAGAAGUCCAGCAAAACGAGGACAAUCGUUUCCAGUGUUCGCUACCUUGAGACCACCACAUUCUUCUACCUAUCAUAUAUCCAAGAGUCCAUUGUUAUCGCCGAAUAACGAAUUAACUUCGGCCAUAGGGAGAAAGCUAUCUCGUGAAUGGGGCUCAGGAACGAUAGACAUCAGCAGGUCCUCAGAAGCGAUGGCCAGUGGUUCCACUUAUACAUUAAAUCAAGAAAUGACAUUGUCUCUAGAACGGCCAUCGCAUGAGAAGAUCCAGGAUGAUACUUUACCCAUUAAGAAGCCUAUAAGAAGAGCAAGAAGUCAUGAAAACAGAGAUACUGGCAAAUUGAUGGCUGAUUUACCAUCACCAAGACUUACCGCUCAACCGGUAGUGGGAGGCCGAUCGGUAAGCGAACGAACGAAAAAACAAUUAGAAUCCGAAUUGAAAGCGAUUUUAAGUGCUAGAGCCCAUCAUCGCGAUUUGCAUCCUCCUUGAUAGACAAC